Molecule: messenger RNA, 732 nt
Organism: Saprolegnia parasitica CBS 223.65
Lineage: Eukaryota; Oomycota; Saprolegniomycetes; Saprolegniales; Saprolegniaceae
Exons: 1
Coding region: 1-732 (243 amino acids)
Source: RefSeq, a predicted model, not a curated record
AUGGCCACAACGAUCUUGCUUGCGCACCGGUGUGGGUCGUGGUCGACCGAGGGAGAGGCGUAUGCCGUCGCGCUUAUCCAGAGCUUUCUCUUGGGCUACUACCCCACCGUCCUUCCCGGCACGUCGCUCCGCGUCUUCUUGGCCCACAAGCUCGACUGCUUGCCAAUGCGCAUCUCGAAAAAACUCGCGCAGCUCCACGCACCGGAUGCUGUGAACCCCAAGCACUUUGGCCGGCUGCGCUACGUCUGCGACCCAUCCGUGCUCCAUGGCAUCAAGCGCCAAGCCGCGCGCGACGAGCUCGAUCUGCUCGUCGUGUCGUUUGAUAAGGUCGUCGAGGUACAGCGGGCGACGCCGAUUCCGCGGCCGUUCAACACAGCACCGAGUGCGCGCGCAGGUCCGUGGAGCGACGAGGAGCAAGAUUACACGUAUGCCAUGAUCUCGUACUUUAUCCAAGGUCACCUUGGCUUGCCAGACGGCACGUCGCUCCGCGCGCACCUCUCGCGGCAGCUCGAGUGCACACCGAUGCGCGUCUCCAAGAAGCUGUCGCUGGCGACGCUGGCCGGCCACGCACUACCCCGCCGCGUGGGGACGCUGGGAUUUGUCGCCAACAUUGAGGCUGGCGCCGCGACGGGCCGGAACGACGCUCGCGCGCACUUGGUGCAGCUGCGCAGCGACUGCUUUGACGACGCCGGUCUCGUGCUCUUUCCGAUCAACGGCCACCGCCACGCGUAG